Symbiodinium natans is the source of this 1107-nucleotide messenger RNA. The record is from the annotation of a GenBank genome assembly. Lineage: Eukaryota; Dinophyceae; Suessiales; Symbiodiniaceae.
AUGGUUGGGGCCCCGGUGGAGGUGCUGCGGCUCACCCAGGAGCUGCGCCGAACCGAGCCCUCCCAAGCCUCCCGACGCUUCGCCGCCGCGCGAUGGGCACGCCUGGAGGUGGACCAGGUGGCGUAUGGCGUCCUGGUCAGCGUGUGCGCCCGUGGCCAUUUUUGGGAGGAGGCCCUCCACUGGCUGGCGGAUCUUGCAGCCCAGGGCCUCCGCUCGGAUACGAUUAUCUUCAACUCCGCCAUCACGGCAUGCGGGAAAGGGAGGCAAUGGCAACUUGCACUCUGCUUGCUUGAGGACAUGCAGAGGGAGCUGUACGAGAUGGACGUCAUUUCCUUCAAUGCGGCUAUCAGUGCGUGCGAGAAGUGCGAUCACUGGCAAGAAGCUCUGAGGUUGCUGGAGGUGCUGCCAGAGAAGCGGCUUGUGGGCAAUGACACAACGUACAGCGCCGCAAUCAGUGCAUGUGCAGGGGCCGGGCGCUGGCAAGAGGCUCAGCAUCUCUUGGAAAGCUUGGAUGCUGAGAUUGUCGAGCCGAGCGUGAUUGCUUUCAACGCCGCCAUCACGGCAUGCGAACGCGGGCAGCACUGGUCGCAGGCCCUGUUUCUACUGGACGAGCUGGGGCAAAGAUCGAUGCAGCCCUCUGUAGUUACGUACAGCGCCGCUCUCACUGCAUGCGAAAGGGCCGGGCGCUGGGCUGUUGCUCUGCACCUGCUUGAUGAGAUGCAGCAGAAGGCUUGCGACCCCAAUAUCAUCACCCAGAAUGCGGCGGCUCGCCCAAUCCAGCUUAGCUCCUGGCCAAAGCAGGCCAUCAGCGCGCUGGGCAAGAGCGAAGAAUGGGAGCGGGCACUGCAGACCGGACAGCAUGUAACCACAGAGCUGUUGCCUCUGCAUUCAGAUGAACACCUUCAGUUGUUGGUACAACGCAGCCAUCGACGCAUGCGAGAACGGCGCCCAGUGGAUGCCCUGCCAGACUGGCUUAACCGUUAUUUGCAAUCUUGGCUUUUUUCCGCAGGUUGGAUUGCCUCACCAUUUCUCGCAUCUUCCACUCCGCUACAUUACAUAGUGCCCGUGGGGUACUUUGCUGACAUGAUGGUCUUCCAUGCAAGCUAG